AUGAAAGAAAAGAGUUAUGCUGAUGAGUUGAAAGUACUUGAAGAUUUCAAAGAAUCUAGAAACGAGUGGUUCUUGAAAGAAGAGAAGAAGAAGAAGAGCAGGAAAGCAACUCCGAAAGUUCAAGUAGAGGAGGGUUCAUCUUCUCAACCGAAGAAAAAGUGUCAAAAGAAAAGUGUUGAGACUAUGCUUGUUGAUGAAUCUGAGGAAGAAGCAGAAGCUGAAGAUAAAGCUGAAGCUGAAGCAGAAGUUAAUGUUGAAGGAGAUGUUCGUUUGACUCCCGAAUCUUCAAAGUUAUUGAAAGCUAUUAGUAAAGAACUUGCAGCUGGCGAUGAAGAAGCUGAGAUUGAAAAAGAGAAACAGCUUAAGAGAAAGAGGAAAGAAGAUAAAGAUGAUGAAUUAUACAAUCCAUCUCCUGAGCAUGUUAUAGAUUCUCAGACACCGUCAUCGUCUGGUGGUAGGAAGAAAGCAAGUGCUAGAAAGCGUGUGACUUCUCCACAAGCAGCAUGGAGAAAGUUGAUUGUCAGGUUUCCUAAACGCACACCGAAAUCAAAACCAAGUCAACCACCAUCACCACCACCUGAACCAUCAUCACCUCAAUCACCACAUAAAUCACCACCAAAACAACCUACACCACCACCAUCACCUCCACCACAUUUUUCACCACUACAUCAUUCACCACCACAUCUAUCACCACCACACCAAGCACCAAUCCAAGAACAACCUGUUGUUACUUCCCAACAAAUCUUUCAAACUCUACCAUCCACACAACCACCUGUCCAAAUUACACCUGGUUCUUCUGGUUACAAAACUUUUCCAAAUGUUCCGGAGGGUAUUUCUCUUGAAGAAAUUGGAGAUUUCGACUUUGCUAAUAAUGAGCAAGUGAAGAGGUUAGAAAAGAAAGUUGAAGAAGUGUUGAUUGAAAACAAAAGGUUGGUAGAUCGUGAGAAGAAAUUGGAAAAGCGUGUUAAGUCUGUGGAAGCUGAAAAUUCUUCAUUGUUAAAGAAAGUUGAAGCUGAUCAGACAAAAAUUGAUAUUCUUAAAGUCAAAGUUGCUGAGUUAGAAGAAGAGAAAGCACGUAGAGAUGAGCAGAAUAAGUACUUUGAGUUAAAGAACAAAGAGUUGGAAGCUGCUAAAGCAAUGAAAGAACACGAGAUUUACAUGAUGAAUAAAGUGUUAGAAAACUUGCUUGGAAAGUCUGUUGAGUAG
This is a messenger RNA of Helianthus annuus (common sunflower), 1206 nucleotides long. RefSeq names its product stress response protein nst1-like. Lineage: Eukaryota; Viridiplantae; Streptophyta; Magnoliopsida; Asterales; Asteraceae. The transcript is spliced from 2 exons. The record is from RefSeq and is a predicted model, not a curated record. The coding region runs from base 1 to 1206 and encodes 401 amino acids.